AUGGCAGAGGAGUCAUCGGCAAAAUCGGAACACAUUCAGGUGGUGUAUGACGAUGUCAAAGCCAAUGUGGCUGCCACAGCUGCAAUAGUUGAAGAAGAUGCAAAAGCUGAAGAUGAUCAACAAAAUGGAGCUGAUUGUCCGAAACAGGAUGAACCCGAAUCCAAUGUUGAGAAGAAAUCGGAUGUGAACCACACGGAUCACCAGCGCGAGGACAAGACAGAUGAGUCCUCGUCGCCAAAACAGUAUGACACCAAUGACAGCGCGCCUGAUGAUCAGGUGGCAUUCGCUGAUCUGAAAGAGAGCGAAAAGAAGGCGUUGGAAGAGUUGAGAUCAAAGGUUGAGGAGGCGAUUUUGAUGAAUAAGCUUCUAGUCAGAAAGAAGCAACAGGAGGAUCAAAAAGAGAGCCUUCCCGUUUCAGAUGAGAAUGUUGUUGAAAAGGGAAAAGAAAAAGUUAAUGCGGAUGAGGAAUUAUAUGAUGAUCAGUCCGGUUUGUGCCUAUGGGGUGUACCAUUAAUGCCUAGCAAAGGAGAUAAGGGAACUGAUGUCAUACUAUUGAAGUUCUUGAAGGCAAGGGAUUUCAAGGCCAAUGAUGCACUGGAUAUGUUGAGCAACACCCUCCAAUGGAGGGCAGAGAACAAGAUUGACUCGAUUCUGACAGAAGAUCUUCGCAGCGAUUAUGAUUCGACGGCAUCCAUCAAUGGUGUGGAUCGAAGGGGGCAUCCUGUUUGCUACAAUGUGUAUGGAGUGUUUGGGAAUGAUGAUAUGUAUAACAAGACAUUCGGGACGCAGGAGAGCAGAGACAAGUUCUUGAGGUGGAGGCUGCAGUUGAUGGAGAGACAGAUUCAGAUGCUGGAUUUCAGAACACCCAAGUCCGGAAGCUCGUCCUUAGUCCAGAUCAAUGAUCUUAAGGACACGCCGGGACCUUCCAGGAAGGAUCUUCGCCUUGCCACCAGACAAGCCGUAGCACUUCUACAAGACAACUAUCCUGAAUUUGUUGCAAGAAAUAUUUUCAUCAAUGUUCCUUUCUGGUACUACGCCUUCAACGCGCUUCUGUCCCCUUUUUUGAUACAAAGGACCAAGAGCAAAUUCGUGUUUGCCCGUGCAAACAGGGUCACUGAGACACUUCUCAAGUAUAUUUCUGGAGAAGAAAUCCCAGUUAGGUAUGGAGGUUUAAAGAGAGAGGAUGAUCCCGAUUUCUCAACUCAAGACGGAGUCUCUGAGAUCACAGUCAAAUCAGGAUCAACUGAAGUCAUCGAGAUCCCUGCAUUGGAGGUAAGCCUAAACCAGCAUUUCUGUAUGAAUUCAGUAUUAAUCCCAUCUUACUUUACCGUAAUUCUGAUCACUUCUUGGAAAUUCAAGGCCGGAAGCACUUUGGUUUGGGACCUGACUGUGAUAGGGUGGGAGGUGAAUUACAAAGAGGAAUUUGUACCAAGUGCAGAAGACUCCUACACUGUUAUUGUGAAGAAAGAAAGGAGGAUAGCAUGGCAGGAAGGCUCGCUUCGCAACUUGUUCAAAAACAAUGAACCUGGGAAGGUUGUUCUCACCAUUGAAAACGGGCAAUUCAAAAGGAAACGAGUUCUAUAUCGAUUCAAAACCAAACAAGUCGUCUAA
Molecule: messenger RNA, 1611 nt
Organism: Oldenlandia corymbosa var. corymbosa
Lineage: Eukaryota; Viridiplantae; Streptophyta; Magnoliopsida; Gentianales; Rubiaceae
Source: the annotation of a GenBank genome assembly